This is a messenger RNA of Scatophagus argus, 2228 nucleotides long. Its product is annotated as GRAM domain-containing protein 2B-like. NCBI's taxonomy places the organism in Eukaryota, Metazoa, Chordata, Actinopteri, Scatophagidae. The record is from RefSeq and is a predicted model, not a curated record. The coding region runs from base 334 to 1617 and encodes 427 amino acids. The transcript has 14 exons.
UUGUACAUAAGCUGGAAGCGGACUGCUCAAAGCUGUUGACUGUGCGGAGCUGACCACGCAGGGAUAUUUACGCAAAGUCCAACACUGUGCGCGCUUUCUUUCCUUAUCGCGCGAUUCAAACGUUUCCAGCCCGAGCAGAAGAAGGUUUCUUUCCUUGUUUCCAGGUUGCUCCCUCCCCUUUCCCGGCUCCUCCUCUGUCGGGCUUCUCGCUCCAUCGAGCGAGCUUCCCAAACUUUCCGUGCCAAGGUUUCCUGAAGUUUCUCUUUUGUAUGUGGCGCAAGGGCGACAGUUGGAGCCAGUGGAGGGAGUCAUGUAAGGUGUGAAUUUAGCGACAUGGUGCUGAUGGCCGAGCAGGCGGACAGACCUCUGACUCCGUUAUCCACACCGGAGCAAGUUUUCAGCAAGGACUCCCGAGGGAGUCGGCCGACGUCCGAAGUGGAGAAUGGAGGUGACAGGAGACACAGGAGGCCUGGAAGGUCACCUGCGGACCUCCAGCUGUGUCUGGACGCCGAGGCAGACCUUACGGAGUGCAGGAGGAAACCAACCAGUAUGAGGCUGAAACGUGCGGAGCAGCUUUCGCCGAUGCAGAGUCCAAGUGACUGUGAGACAAAGUUUGAGAGGAAGAAAUCCCAGCCCAAUCACUUAUCAAAAACGAAUGCUCAGUAUCAUAAGUUAUUUAAGGAGGUCAGCAAAGACGAGUUGCUCAAACAAAGUUACACUUGUGCCCUGCAGAGAGACAUUUUAUAUCAGGGAAAAAUGUUCAUCUCUGAUAACUGGAUCUGUUUCCACUCCAAAGUCUUCGGCAGAGAUACUAAGAUUUCAAUCCCUGUUGUGUCUGUGACGUUUAUCAAAAAAACUAAAACUGCAUUGUUGGUGCCAAACGCCCUUGUGAUUGAAACCACAGCUGAUCAGCACGUGUUUGUGUCCUUCCUCUCUCGAAACACCACCUACAAAUUUCUGAAGUCCAUCUGCAUUCAUUUGGAGGUGGAUAAGACUUGCAACAGCCCCAUAACCUCCUCAUGUGAAAACAGCUUUAGAGGGAAAUGCCCUUCGUCUCUUCCUCUGGACUUUUCUAGAGACUUCUCUGACCUUGAUGGGGUUGUGCAACAAAGACGGCAGGAGAUGAUGGAGAGCAGCAGCUCUGGGUCUCAAACUCCUGAUUAUGACAAAAUAACUGACUUCACAGACCUCCCGGGCACAUUUCUAAGUGCAGUGAAGAGUGGAGAGGUUUCAGUUCAUGCAGACAUUCACCUCCAGACUCCAAGCCAAAAACACGGAGCCUCUCUUAAGAAUGGGUCAACUAAACCAUCCCGGGGAGUCACUCCACUCAAAGACAAAUCUUCACAGCCCAUGUCCUUGCACGCCAUCCUUCUUAUCUAUUUGUUUUUAGUUAGUGUCCUUGUCCUGUCCUCCUGUUACAUGGCUUUCAAGAUUGUGGCUCUUGAGCAUCGUUUGAACUCCUUGGUGUCCAUGGGGGAACAUGUUCGUAAUGAAAAUGCUGUGAGCCACAGAUCCCAGACUGACAUGAAUGCUGAGAUCUAUGGAGAAUUGUCGACCAACUUGUUCAAGCUAGAAAAGAUUCAAAGAAACCUCCAGAAGCUACUUGAAGAGACUUAAAAAGAAGACUGUUGUCUGUUGGCCUGUCUGGACAGAAGCUUUAGUGUUGUCUUAGAGCUGUUGGUUAAUCACUGAAGAGCAGCAGUGAUCAGGUUUGGUAAUUUGUUGCCAAAGCCCGGACGGGAAAGUGUCUUAAAAUUGUGUGAACUUUAACUUAACUUGUGCAAUAGUUACUUUUUCCCCAUUUCCUCUCGGACCUUUUUCUGAACAGAAUGUUGUUCUGGAGGGUAAACUGAAGAAGCGUGUUAGUGUGAGUGUUAGCGUUAGUGAAGAGAAAUUUUAAGCAUAAAUUUUGUAUUUAUCAGAGAGCUUUUAUUGUGCUAUUUCACAGUAGUGGGAUUUUUUAAGUCCUAUUUCAGUGUUUUCCAAACAUUUCUUUAAAGGUCAACUUAUCAUGUUUUUUUGUUAGGAAUAAAUUGCCAAUAAUUUAUAUUUAUUAAAUGUAUGUAAAUCACUCAGUUGGGAAUGUUCAUUAUCUCUUGAAUACACAGAGGCAACUUCAUCUUCCAUUGUAUGGUAUCUAAAGUUAGAAAUAUAAAAUGUGAAAAUCAUACUGCAAGUUACAACUGAGAGCAAAUCAGCUGAAUUUAAUAUAUAAUUAAAAAGAGUGA